Penicillium taxi is the source of this 819-nucleotide messenger RNA. Its product is annotated as carbon-nitrogen hydrolase family protein. The annotation marks the transcript as partial. Gene Ontology annotation, molecular function: hydrolase activity, acting on carbon-nitrogen (but not peptide) bonds, in linear amides. The transcript is spliced from 3 exons. NCBI's taxonomy places the organism in Eukaryota, Fungi, Ascomycota, Eurotiomycetes, Eurotiales, Aspergillaceae. The record is from RefSeq and is a predicted model, not a curated record.
AUAAAGGCUGUUGGCCAGAUCUGCUCAACGGCCUCGAUUUCUAAUAAUCUUAUCCAAUGUCUGACCUUAGUACGAAAGACUGCUGCUGCAGGCGCAAAGGUAUUGUUCCUGCCAGAGGCCGCGGACUAUAUUGCCUCUUCACCCGAUGAGUCCAUAGCCCUUGCCCAGUCCCCAGAGAGAGAAAAAUUCCUAUCAGCUCUACAGGAUGCUGCUAAAUUGGAGAAAAUCCAUAUCAAUGUGGGAAUCCAUGAAAUUGCUACUGAGAACAAACUCAAGAACUCCCUGGUAUGGAUUGAUGAUCAGGGAUUGAUCACCCAAAAUUAUCAAAAGAUCCACCUUUUUGAUGUGGAUAUCAAAGGUGGCCCAAGUCUUAAAGAGUCUGCAAGCGUUCAGCCGGGCAAAGGUAUCCUCCCGCCCUUCCAGACACCUGUUGGGCGUGUUGGACUAGCUAUCUGUUUCGACCUGCGUUUCCCUGAAAUUAGCUUGGCUUUGCGUCGUCAAGGGGCCCACCUAAUAACUUAUCCGAGCGCGUUUACAAUUCCAACAGGCAAAUCUCAUUGGGAAUUCCUUCUGCGCGCAAGAGCUAUUGAGACUCAGUCCUAUGUAGUUGCAGCAGCGCAAUCAGGUCCUCACAACGAGAAAAGACGAAGCUAUGGCCACUCUAUGAUUGUUAAUCCAUGGGGCGAAGUGGUGGCUGAAUUGGGCGAUGAGCACGAGGAACCAGAAAUUGCCACGGCGGAGAUCGAUCUCGAUCUUGUGUCGAAGAUUAGGCGCGAGAUGCCGCUACUGAGAAGAACGGAUGUUUACUCGGAGGUCUGA